Messenger RNA from Ostrinia nubilalis (European corn borer), 1756 nucleotides. RefSeq lists its product as uncharacterized. NCBI's taxonomy places the organism in Eukaryota, Metazoa, Arthropoda, Insecta, Lepidoptera, Crambidae. The record is from RefSeq and is a predicted model, not a curated record. The transcript has 6 exons. The coding region runs from base 131 to 721 and encodes 196 amino acids.
AUCUACUGGCUAUAAACUAAGGCAUAAGUUGUUUUCAUCUGUAUACUGGAUCCGACGCCAGUGCACGCCACUCAGACCACUGGGAUCGAAAAAAUAAAUAAUUUAAAGUGAAGUGACUCAUUGGUUCAACAUGGAAAUCAAAGUUUUCUUUUUAAUUUUCGCGGCUACAUUUGCUAGCAGCUUUGAUAUUGAUAAAAGUCAAGUUAUCAAUAUUUUGAACAUUACUCGAGCAACUCGAAUAAGUAUAGAACCUACAAAUUACGAUGUGAGCAGAAACCGGCUGCUCGGAAACAGCCCUUCAAAUGGUGUUGUGUCGAAAAAUUACGAGUUGAGCAGACGACUCGGCAACGGCAACUCGUAUGCGGGCAGCUACGGGCAGUACUACCCAAAUGGACCGGGGGGGUAUUACCCGGGCGGGAACUACCCAGGCGGGAACUACCAGGGGUAUAACCCGGGUCUGGCGGGCCCGCCGGGCGCGCACCCUGGAUGCCCGCUGUGCGAUUCGUCGGUCUACAGCUACUGUUCAUACAAGCAAGCCCAUGAUGCGUGCUGUUGUGACAACCCUUCAUACAUGCCGUUCACGUGCCGCAAGUCGAGCUGCGGGUUCCUGUACGCCAACUCCUGCCAGGAGUACAACCUGAUCUCCAGCUGCUGCUGCGUCGACCUGUACAAGAACGGCGGGGUGCCUCCUGUGCAGCCACCGAUUCCUGUUGUUGCCUAAGCGUCUCCAACAUCCAGUCGGCAUCAACCUACCUAACUACUACAAAAUCAAGUCAAUUGAUUGCUUUGAGAAAACCUUCAUGCUGAAAAUAAAUGCUGUUCUGAAUCCAGUGGGAAAUUGUCAUCUUUGUGAUAGGUUGGACUGUUCAUUAAGUAAUGCAAAAAAAUAAAAAAGCUUGAAACAUUGUGCUUAUGUGCUUCAGUGAGAGUAAGAUCAUGUCAAUCGCUAGUGGCGCCAUCUGAUGGGCACUGAAGCGAUAAGAUUAUCGCUUUUGCACUCACCAGAAUAGCACCACGCACUGUAGAGUAAGGUCUUGCCACUGGCCAGUGGUGCCAACUGAUAAGUGUAAUAUCGUUACAUUGAUUAUGAAGACUCAAGACAAAGUUCUAAAUUCAUCGGAGAAAUCCUUACCCUCCAUUUUGUGGUGGGUUGAUGUUCUGACUGUCUAUUAGCGCAGAAUCGAGUUUCAAAACAUUUUGCUUCGAUUCAGUGCAUCUGUUAAAAGUUCAGUCCUAAGUAGAAUCAGAAAAAUGCUCAAUAAAGCUCAAAGUAAAUGUAGUAGACAUGCGUUUAAGGAAGGACGAUCAUGCAUAGAAACAUCUAUCUCUGCAUCGACUGAUAUUAGUUUUUCGAUUAUUUUCAUUCGUAUUUUCUUCAUUCAUUUUCUCUCAUUAAUUAUCAUCGUCAUCGUCAUCAUCAUGUUCAAAAUUCGUUUUGAACAUCAUUAUCAUUAUUUUCAUAAUCCAUUUAAUUUUUUGCCAUCAUCAUCAACUCAUUACUUUCAUUAUUCUAUGCAUGACUGUCUAAAAUAAAUCUUCAGACUGUAUUUUUGUAAUAAGUAACGAUAAAUAUUAAGUAGUUAUAAGGGUUGAGAUUGUAAUGAGAAAUUGAUUAAGUUUUAAUUGUAGUAGAGUCUAGACUAGACCCAGAAAUCUAGUAGACUUAAAUAUUUUGUGCUAUUUGUUGCUACAUCAAUGAGACAACACUGGCUGUGACUGGCCAGACAGACACGAAACGAAUGAUUUAUUUUUUCAA